Molecule: messenger RNA, 864 nt
Organism: Penicillium riverlandense
Lineage: Eukaryota; Fungi; Ascomycota; Eurotiomycetes; Eurotiales; Aspergillaceae
Exons: 1
Coding region: 1-864 (287 amino acids)
Source: RefSeq, a predicted model, not a curated record
AUGUUCAGGAGCAACAAUACGAGCAAUAAUGGACUCAAUAACAAUGAAGAGACCAGUAGCAUCCAUGGGCGCAAUGGCAGCUUCCUGGCGGACCUGCCAGCACCCAUCCAUCGAUAUGUCUAUAGAGGUCGACAGCAGCUGGAGGAUGUCUACAAUCGGGAAUUUGAUCGGUUUUCGCAUGAUCAAACUGGGCAGCUCAGUCAGUUCGUGCUGUUCUCGAAUAUCGACGAACAAACCUUUGCGCGCGACUUCCGUGAAAGGACAGUGAGCUGGACUUCAUACAGUGCAUACGAGCAGUUACUUCUCAUCAAAAUGGUGACUGACGAGCAUGCGGCGGCUUCCGAGGCCUUCCACGACAUCCUUAUGGAUGCUAUACGGCCCAUGGGUCUGGCUAAAGCAGUGAAGCGUUUUGGGGGUGCCAGCCGCCCAGGAAAACAAGCCGACAAGGCCUAUGGACCUCAUCGACCACCGCCAGGCUGUGACCGAUACUGGCCCACUGUCGUUUUGGAGGUGGCUGUCUCUGAGCCUGCAUCUAAGCUCACGAGCGACAUUCGUCACUGGUUCGGAAAGUCAGAGGGCAAAGUCAACAUUGUCCUGACGAUUCGUGUUGAUCGUAAGAGACCCUUCAUCGCCAUUGAAAAAUGGGAGAUGGCCGAGGAUCGCAUGAACCGCACACAGGUCGUCGAGCUUUCAAAGAGGAAGAAGGGUGACGAGAAGACCACCGUGUCAGGCGCCCCGCUUCUCAUAGAAUUCGACAAGCUGUUUCGACGUGCACCCGAGCCCCCCAGGGAAUCAGACAUUCGGAUGGGCCAGGAUGGCCUCAGUGAACUGGCAUCUUCGGUCUGGGUGGAGCAGGAGUUUUAG